Molecule: messenger RNA, 1551 nt
Organism: Phaedon cochleariae (mustard beetle)
Lineage: Eukaryota; Metazoa; Arthropoda; Insecta; Coleoptera; Chrysomelidae
Source: the annotation of a GenBank genome assembly
CAGUGACAACGCUGACAACCUACCAGAUCGCCCACUGUUCAAGUGCUUACUUGAUUCAACAACUUUUCCUUUCGUAGAAGGAUCGCAGUUGGCGGCGAGAUUACGAAGGUGGCUGUGAGUGCUGAAAGAACGAGCAAAAAAGUCUUCGGCAACAUGUUGAUUAUGCAUUAUUCUUUUUCGUAGAUAUUCGUUACAUUCGGAUGCGAUAGUUGAAAAGUAUUAGUGCUUUUGUGAUUCACUGCUUGGAUGUGAUUCUACUGCUUGACGUAUUUUGUGUUCUGAUACGUCACGUCCCCAAAGAUCAUCAACAUGAACCAUAGCACUGUCACUCCAGCUCACAUCAAACUACUCCUAGCCUGUAUUUUGUGGUGUACAACUGUAACUGCCAGAACAGCAAAUGAACCUUCAACGACAAGUGCACCAGAAGCCACAUCAGACAUACGAGUCGAAUGCAACAGCGAUGAAAUCCUCCUGAAAAUCAACACCAGAUCGGGACGUUUCAACGGCAUGAUCUAUCCGAGAGGAUUGUCGAAAAACAGUUCUUGCUUGGGUGAAUGGGUUCAAAAGAAGGUGCCCAUCGAAUAUACUCUUCCUCUCAGAGGUUGCAACACCAUGAGCACUGAACUUGACGAUGGCGGUAUCGAAUAUUUCAAUACGAUCGUGGUUCAGCCACAUUUGAAGCUGGUUACGAAUCAAGGAAGAGGAUUCCAUAUCAGAUGUCGAUACAACACUAGAAACAAUACUGUAAUGAAUGAUUCCCUGAAAGUAAAUUUAAUGUCCGCCGAUCUAGUCACCGCUCUGACCCCAAUGCCGGGCUGCAGCAUGAAGAUCUUCUCGGGCGACCCCACGGAAAAAGAAGUAGCCGAAAACGUGAAAAUCGGCGACCUCCUCACGCUCGUCGUUUCUCUCGACGAUCAAGACACCUAUGGCAUCCGCGUCACCGACUGCAUAGUGAAGGACGGCCUCGGCUGGGGCGAACAGAAGCUCAUCAACGACAAGGGUUGCCCGACGGACUCGGAGAUCAUGGGGAUGUUCCACUACUCCGAAGACAAGAUGAGGGCCUCAGUGCAGUUCCAGGCACAUAAGUUUCCUUACACGGCUUCCGUUUACUAUCAGUGUAACGUGAGGCUUUGUUUGAAAGCUGAUGACGGUUGCGAAGUUAUGGAACCGACCUGUAGCACGACCGGAGGCGGCAACAGGUUGCGGCGCCAAGCGACCGGACAGCCAUCUUCUUCUUCUGACCCGCUGGGUGAAGGCACGCCUGCCACCAUCGAAGUAUACAGCGGGCUGUACGUCAACGAGGCCAACGACCUCUCCAAAGCUGGAGAAGAAGACGACUCCGUCUACAGCGAAAAGACUACUGAUCAAUUCUGUAUAUCACCUAGGAGUUUUGCAAUAGGAAUUUGCAUAGCUGGACUGAUAUUGAUGCUGUGUGUUAUUGCGGCAGUCCUGUGUCUUUUAGCAAAGAGAAGAAGGAAGGCCACUUCACAUCCAGGCAGUUCCAUAUACAGUGGUCCAUAUACUAAUACUGCCUACAGCCAUACUAGUUGA